Messenger RNA from Panicum virgatum (switchgrass), 1863 nucleotides. RefSeq names its product alpha carbonic anhydrase 1, chloroplastic-like. Bases 386 to 1480 code for a protein of 364 amino acids. NCBI's taxonomy places the organism in Eukaryota, Viridiplantae, Streptophyta, Magnoliopsida, Poales, Poaceae. The record is from RefSeq and is a predicted model, not a curated record. The transcript has 7 exons. Gene Ontology annotation, molecular function: carbonate dehydratase activity; zinc ion binding.
GGUGCCUCGCCAUUUCCAGGGCACCGGUUCGGCACCGCCAGAAAGCAAGCUUGUCUGGACCGGAUGUGCACGAGGCCCUCCGGUCGUCAGAUCGUGCGGUGGACGGUGGAUCUUUGAGAAGCAGAUGCUGGAUCGACGCGCGCUACCCGUCGUCCAGCCUCCUCCAGCGCGAAGCGUCGUUGACUCCCCUCCACGCGCGCGCAUGACGCGGGACGUGCUCCUGCUCCAUGUCCUCGCGAACUCUCUGCCCGCACGCAGGAUCGUCGCGCCGGCCGGCCAUCAUCGCCAGUAGGAGCAGUUCCGAAAAAGGAGCGGUUGCAAGAAGACGGGCGGCAUCGUCAAGCGCGCGCGCGGCGACCUGCCGUGCUGCUGGCCUGUAUAUAUAAUGCCCGGUCAGUUAGCCGAUCGCGUCCAAGCGCAGCAGCACCUUCACCGCCCAUCACCAGCGCCGCCGCCGCCGCCGUCCCGGCCCAGACCACUGAGGAUUCCCGCCGCCCAUCCUGUCCAGCUCGACGACAAUCGGGGGCUCCUUGAGGUGUGUGGCCGUCGGCGUCCCGUCCGCGAUCGACCUCAUCUUCUCGAUCAGGGAGGGAGCGAGAUCGAACCCGAUCCGCACACGCAGCGAAAGGUCCUGGCCGGGCGAUCCACCGAGCGCAGGAGAUCGAAGAUGCCGGCUCUGACUGGAAAUGCAGCCUUCCUCCUGCUGCUGUCCGCCUGCUGCGCCGCCACCCUUGCCUGCGACCCGAAUGGCGCCAAGUUCGGGUACGUCGGCUCCGUGGGCCCUGACCACUGGGGCGCCCUGAGCCCCAACUUCAGGGCGUGUGCGGUGGGGACGAACCAGUCCCCGAUCGACAUCGCGACGGCCGCGGCGGUCUGCAACCCGGCGCUGCAGCCCCUCCGCCGGGGCUACACCGUCGCCAACGGCACCCUCGUCGACAACGUCUUCAACAUCGCGGUGCGGUUCGACGCCGGCGGCGGGAACGUGACCGUGGACGGGAAGCAGUACCGGCUGAAGCAGAUGCACUGGCACUCGCCGUCCGAGCACACCAUCGACGGGCAAAGGUUCCCCGUGGAGCUCCACAUGGUCCACGCCAGCGACGACGGCAACGUCACCGUCGUGGCGAUGCUCUACCGGUUCGGCAGGCCGGACCCGUUCCUCUCGCAGCUGCAGGACAAGCUCGCCGCGCUCUACGCCGAGGGCUGCGAUGCCGAGAAGGGCGCCCCGGUGCCCGCCGGCGUGGUGAGCCUGUGGCCGCUGAGGCUGCGCUCCCACAUGUACUACCGCUACGUCGGGUCCUUCACCACGCCGCCCUGCACCGAGAACGUCGUCUGGAGCAUCCUCGCCCAGGUGAGGGAGAUGUCGGUGGACCAGGCCGCCGCCCUGACGGCGCCGCUGGAGCAGGACUACCGGCGCAACAACAGGCCGACGCAGCCGAUGAACGGCCGCGUCGUCCAGGUCUACCGCGCCGCGGGGCCAUGAAGAGCGGCGACAAGGCGCGCGCCGUGGGCGUCAUCAGUUGUUGUGGCUGGAUUCCUUCUUGUCAACUUGUCAUCAGUUGUUUUCUCUGCGUCCAGGUGGUUUGUGACUCCUGUGUUCUGCGUCCGUCGUCCUGUCUUCUAGGUCCGGUCUCUCGUCUGGUCGCCGGCCGGCCAUGUCGUCCCUGGUCCGGUCCGGUUUGGGUACUCUGAAGUCUGAAGAUUGAAAGUUGUUGGUCGGUAGGUCUAAGCAGGGUCUGUAGGUUACUGGUAAUUAGCUAGUAGAUCAUGCACGGGCUUCUGGUUUCUGCACAAGCUGGUGCUGAUCCUUCUUAUCUGUAUUAUGAUGAUGGGAUGCGAAUCGAUCGAACGGUUUCAGUUUAACGA